Messenger RNA from Neospora caninum, 756 nucleotides. RefSeq names its product putative CMGC kinase, MAPK family, MEK kinase-related (incomplete catalytic triad). The record is from RefSeq and is a predicted model, not a curated record. The transcript has a single exon. Bases 1 to 756 code for a protein of 251 amino acids. NCBI's taxonomy places the organism in Eukaryota, Apicomplexa, Conoidasida, Eucoccidiorida, Sarcocystidae.
AUGAUGGGAGCGUCGGAUAGCGCACAGGUGCCGGACUCUAUUCCGCUAGGUCGGGGCAUAGUGGCGCACAUUGACAAAUCUUGUUGCCAGGGAGCAGGAGGUUAUGGAGUUGUCUACGGAGGGCACCUUUCUCCUUCUGGUCAGCUCGUUGCGAUAAAGGCAGUGCAGCGCCACCAGCAAGUUCUUCUUUUGCUCAGCCGCAUGAGAAAAUACCAACUAGAGCAACACCGCGUCGACGUGCUUCCUGAGAAUUCGCGGCCCACCACGGGUUCGUCGCCUCUAGUGGCUGAGGAAGAAAACCACAGGAAAGAUUCCACUGAUUCCUAUGGAGAUGCGCCCGCUGUGACCAUGCGACUAGGCUCUCGAGGCGCUUCUCGGCCAGGUGACGGCGUGAUGUGCGCGCUUCCACCGCACCCGAUUCUUCCUCUUCCUAGCUCGAUGCCGGCUUGUGACGACGGCGAUCUGAACCCGACAUCGGGUGAUGCAGAGGCGAACGUGGAAAACGGUGAGGGGAAAAGUGGUGUUGGAAGUGACUCGCAGGGUGCCGAAAGAGCGUGCGAAAGGGCGGCCGACAGCAACGCAUGCCACUUGGCGGCAAAGCGUUUCGAGCACGAGGAGUUUGCUCCAGAGGCCGAAGCACAGAUCGGCACAACUCAAGAAGAGAAGCGGGAGACAGCUGUGACGCUCGAGACCAGGCACGACGGAGACACGCUGAGAGAUGCCCCAAGUUGUCAUGCGUCAAAAAUCAAAGCCUAA